Molecule: messenger RNA, 1965 nt
Organism: Aspergillus versicolor CBS 583.65
Lineage: Eukaryota; Fungi; Ascomycota; Eurotiomycetes; Eurotiales; Aspergillaceae
Product: HAD family hydrolase
Exons: 4
Coding region: 155-1678 (507 amino acids)
Source: RefSeq, a predicted model, not a curated record
GGCUGUUGUGUUUACCUUAUAUUGCGUGAAGCUACUCUUUCUAUGAACGCCACCAGUCCAAAUUCGAGUUAGCCAGGGAGCACUUCAACCUUCUCGAAUACCAAACCAGCUUCCCAACUCCGUUGCAAUCCGUUGCGAGGCGUAGUGAUACACAAUGGGUUCCACCAAGGCUCUUGUUGUUGACUUUGGGAAUGUUUUGUGUACCUGGACACCACCCAGGGAGUUAUCCAUCCCGCCCAAGAAGCUGAAACAAAUCAUGUCUUCUGACAUUUGGCUCGACUAUGAACGGGGUAUCUAUAAGUCGGAGGACGAGUGCUACUUGGCGGUUGCAACUCGCUUCGGCGUCUCUCCCAGCGACCUCUCCUCGGUGAUGAAAAAGGCCCGCGAGAGCCUGCAACCAAACACCGCAACCCUGAAUCAUCUGUCUCAUCUCAAAAAGACCCAGCCUGGCCUCAGGAUAUACGGUUUGACCAACACCCCUCUCCCAGAACAAAGCAGUGUACGAUCCAUCGCCCAGGAAUGGCCUAUCUUCGACCAUAUCUACAUAUCAGGCAUCCUCGGAAUGCGCAAGCCGGACAUUGGCUGCUACAGGCUGGUGCUGCGAAAGAUUGGGCUUCCAGCGGAGUCCGUGGUCUUCAUUGAUGAUUCACCCGAGAACAUCCUGGCCGCGCAGUCACUGGGAGUACACAGCAUACUGUUCCAAAGCCACGACCAGCUCUCUCGUCAGCUUGGCAAUGUGCUGGGUGAUCCAAUCCAGCGGGGCCAUAACUUCCUACUCUCGAACGCAAAGCAAAUGAAUAGUACGACCGACAAGGGAGUUAUUAUCCGGGACAACUUUGCGCAACUGCUGAUCAUCGAGCUGACGCAGAACCCAGACCUUGUGGCGUUAGAAACAUGGGACCGUACCUGGAAUUUUUUUAUUGGACCUCCACAAUUGACAACUGAAAGCUUUCCCAAUGAUCUUGACACUACCUCCAUCGCUCUCUCGGUUCUUCCGGUUGACAAAGAAGUGGUAUGGUCUGUGAUGGACGAGAUGCUAACGUUUACCAAUGCGGAUGGGAUUUUUAUGACCUAUUUCGACCGAUCACGCCCUCGAGUUGAUCCGGUAGUUUGCACCAAUGUCCUGAAUCUUUUCUGCAUGCAUGGACGGGAAAGCGAAGUUGCAGCCACAUUUGACUGGGUGCUGGACGUUCUUCGAAAUUCGGCCUAUUUAUCAGGAUCCAGAUACUAUUCUUCGCCUGAUUGCUUUCUAUACUUUCUUUCACGGCUGAGCUGUGUGGUCCGAGACGGCACGCGACGCAGGGAGCUCAAGUCACUGUUGAAACAACAAGUGAGCCAGCGUAUUGGCGCUGAUGGUGAUUCCGUCUCUCUCGCCACUAGGCUACUUGCAUCGAACAUUUUAGGAAUCACAAAUGGCCGUGAUCGCUCCAGGCUUCUUGCUCUGCAGGAAACUGACGGUGGAUGGCCUGCUGGGUGGGUUUAUAAAUUCGGAAGCUCGGGGGUACAGAUUGGCAAUCGGGGGCUCAGUACAGCCUUGGCGUUAAAAUCAAUUGAGCGUCAGAAGGGGCCUGUUGAGGCGAUAUCCAGUGAGCCAGAAGCGUGGUGGCCAUCCCUCAGGCUUGACCGACUUCUCAACGUUUGGCCUUUCAUCGACUGGAAGGGAUAUUCGCCGAGUUGAGAUGACUACGCGGAGUAACCCUCUAAUCAGUAGAUCGGAAUAAGUAUGGCACCAGCCAUCGUCAACUCUAUGGUUGAACAUAUGCCGUUGAGUUACAUGGCCCAGUUGUAUCCUAGCCAAAACCGAUGUUGGGGGUUGGAUGUGAUUGAUUAUCUUUGGAUUAGACUUUUCUAUAUGGCAGUAAACAGCGGCCAUUCAGCAGCUUAUAGGAAGUGCAAUACACCACGGUAGUCUGCUAUUCCUAUCGUUUCCGCCGCUCUUUGCUCACAAAAGACCAAAAGAAACCG